AUGCCGAGUAUUCCUGAACACUCUAUCGGGCUCUGCCUAAAAGUGGUUCGAUGGACCGGACUGCCGUAUGGGUCCAUCACCUGCUUUUCUGACUUCAAGAUUGCAUUCCUACGCAAUUUCGCCAACAGCGGGAAGUAUCAAAAGAUAGACCACUGCUUGUUCGCUCUCAAGCAAGGGUCCGCUGAACUAUUGAGGAGUUAUAUCAAGCGCUUCAAUCAAGUGGCCCAGGAUGUUCCCUCGGGCACAUCAGAAAUACUUAUGAGCGCCUUCUCCCAUGAGCUGACCGAGGGAGAGUUUUUUAGAGAUCUCAUCAGGAAUCCUGUGAGGAAUUUCGAUGAGAUGCUUGAGAAGGCGGCCAGCUACAUCAACAUAGAGGAGGCACAGGCAGCUCGAAGGAAGGCAGACAAACUGCCUCCCUCUACUAACAGACUGUAA
Zingiber officinale is the source of this 435-nucleotide messenger RNA. RefSeq lists its product as uncharacterized. Lineage: Eukaryota; Viridiplantae; Streptophyta; Magnoliopsida; Zingiberales; Zingiberaceae. The record is from RefSeq and is a predicted model, not a curated record. The transcript has a single exon. Bases 1 to 435 code for a protein of 144 amino acids.